CACAGGUGCUGUGUCUGUGAGAUAACUCUGGUGCUAAAGAGGGAUUACAAUCUGAACCUCCACAAUGUCUUACUACGAGCAUAUAGUAUUACCUGACGAAUUACUUGAAGACAACAGCUCGGAGUCCGGAUCGGGGGAUUUUGCCUUAAUCGAGUACACGGAGGCCUGCGACCGAGCUGUCAGUCAUGAGUUCAGCCGGAUAUUCCUCCCCACCGUGUACGGAAUCAUCUUUGUGCUCGGGAUCAUUGGCAACGGGCUGGUGGUGGUGGUCAUGGGCUACCAAAGGAAAUCCAGAACUAUGACUGACAAGUACCGUGUUCACCUAUCCGUGGCCGACCUGCUGUUUGUGCUGUCUCUGCCUUUCUGGGCGGUGGACGCGGCCAGCGACUGGUACUUCGGCGGCUUCUUGUGUGUGGGUGUGCACAUGAUCUACACUGUCAACCUUUACAGCAGCGUGCUGAUUCUCGCCUUCAUCAGCGUCGACCGCUACCUGGCUGUGGUGCGCGCCACGAACAGCCAGGGACCGAGAAAACUUCUGGCGGAGCGCAUCAUCUACGUGGGCGUGUGGCUCCCGGCGAUGCUGCUCACGGUGCCCGACCUGGUGUUCGCCAAGUCGGAGGACAUGACCGUCAGGACCAUCUGCGAGCGGGUCUACCCGGAGCCGGCCAAAAUCUGGCGCGCAGCUUUCGAGUUCCAGCACAUCGUGGUGGGCUUCGUGCUCCCGGGACUGGUCAUCCUCGUCUGCUACUGCAUCAUCAUCUCCAAGCUCGCCCGCGGCACCAAGGGCACGCAGAAACGCAAGGCGCUCAAAACCACGGUGGUGCUGAUCGUGUGUUUCUUCAUCUGCUGGCUGCCCUACUGCGUGGGGAUCCUGGUGGACACCCUCAUGACCCUGGACGUCAUCGAGCACAGCUGCGAGCUGGAGCAGGGCUUGGAGAAGUGGAUCUUUGUCACCGAGGCGCUGGCAUACUUCCACUGCUGCCUCAACCCAAUCCUGUACGCCUUCCUCGGCGUGAAAUUCAAGAAGUCCGCCCGCAGCGCCCUGUCCCCCAGCCGCGGCUCCAGCCUCAAGAUUCUCCCCAAGAACAAGCGCUGCGGAAUGUCCUCCGUGUCCACGGAAUCAGAAUCCUCAAGCUUCCACUCAAGUUAACGCACGCAGAAAUUCGUUGUUUUUCCAGAACUUUUCCCCCAACUGUAAAUAGUAUUCCCCGCUAUCCAUUCCCGUGGACACUUUUGUACAUGAGACAAAUCAAACGAGUCGUUACAUUAAAAUGUAAAGGCGCUCUCUCUGUUGUGCGUUCGGGCUGAGCCCCCAAGCAGGGCCAUUGAAUGGUCCUCUUUAGCUAUGUAAAUAGGACUCCAGUGUCAGUAUUGAGUUGACCAAUAGAUGUAUAUCUGUAGCUAAAUGCAAUGGAAAGAUUUGAAUUCAGGGAUUUUUUUGUAUUUUCUGAUCACCAGAAUUGCCUACAAACUGCAUUGUAUUUCACUGUAGCCUUACAUUUUUUAUAAAACAAAGAAAAUAUUGUUUAUAUUGUUUACUUCUGCUUUGUUGGCACUUAGGAAAUGCCAUGCUCUUAUUUAUUACAAGUCAAGAAUGGAUUGAGUGCUUGAUGUCUAGGUUGUUUCAAGAUAGCUGCUUUGAUUCCAGAUCAUUUGUAAUAAACAGUUCAA
Molecule: messenger RNA, 1671 nt
Organism: Engraulis encrasicolus (European anchovy)
Lineage: Eukaryota; Metazoa; Chordata; Actinopteri; Clupeiformes; Engraulidae
Gene: cxcr4a
Product: chemokine (C-X-C motif) receptor 4a
Exons: 2
Coding region: 65-1150 (361 amino acids)
Biological process (GO): G protein-coupled receptor signaling pathway; calcium-mediated signaling; brain development
Cellular component (GO): external side of plasma membrane; membrane
Molecular function (GO): C-C chemokine binding; C-C chemokine receptor activity
Source: RefSeq, a predicted model, not a curated record